Pimephales promelas (fathead minnow) is the source of this 1170-nucleotide messenger RNA. It is a transcript of the gene sult2st2, whose product is annotated as sulfotransferase family 2, cytosolic sulfotransferase 2. The record is from RefSeq and is a predicted model, not a curated record. Gene Ontology annotation, molecular function: sulfotransferase activity. NCBI's taxonomy places the organism in Eukaryota, Metazoa, Chordata, Actinopteri, Cypriniformes, Leuciscidae.
ACAACGUCACGCGGGAUGCGUGAGUUCUCGCGGUAUUACAGGAUGUACAUCAGCUCUCCGCUGGAACUUGUGGUUUAUUAUGUUCGUUUGCUCCAGAAAAUGACAGAGGCCGAACUGUACACGGUUCAUAAAGGUGUGUACGUGCCGACGCAUUUACACCCUCCUGAAAGCCUGAAAUACUGUGAGGAGUUUACUUUCCGUCCAGAUGACAUCCUCAUCGUCACUUAUCCCAAAUCCGGCACCACAUGGAUGCAGGAGGUCGUGCCCUUGAUAGUGAGCGAGGGCGACCUGACGCCGGCGCUGACGGUGCCGAACUGGGACCGAGUGCCGUGGCUGGAGGAACACCGGGCGAUGCUGCUCAGUUUACACCAGAGACCGUCUCCUCGCAUCUUCGCCACUCACUUCCAUCACGCAAUGAUGAACGAGUCUUACUUCAAGAUAAAGCCCAGGGUCCUGUACGUCAUGAGGAACCCCAAAGACGUGUUCACGUCCUCGUAUCACUACUAUGGGAUGGCCUCAUACCUGGUGAAGCCGGGAACCCAAGACCAGUUCAUGGACAAGUUCCUCCAUGGAGACAUCAUGUUUGGUUCCUGGUUUGAUCAUGUGAAAGGUUGGCUUAAUGCGGAUGACCAGGAGACCAUACUGUACGUUUUCUAUGAGGAGAUGAUCGCUGAUUUGAAAGGAUCCGUGGAGAAAAUCGCUCAGUUUCUUGGGAAAUCUCUGAGUCCGGACGUGACGGAGAAGAUCGCCGAACACUGCGUUUUCAAGAACAUGAAGCAAAACAAAAUGUCCAACCUUUCUUUGGUUCCAGAGGAAUUCUUGAACCAGAAGAAGUCAGAAUUCCUGAGGAAAGGAAUCGCAGGCGACUGGAAGAAUCAUUUCAACGAGGCUCAAGAGCAGCGAUUUGAUGCUGUGUACAACGACAAAAUGAAAGACGUGAAAUUCAAGUUUCCGUGGGACUGAACAAAUGCAUCGGUUUAAUCUCACCUGCUUGACAGGCCUUUCAGACAUUUUUCAGAUCAUUGUUUUUUAAAUAAAAGACAAUUAAAAAUUAACAAUAAUUAUUGUUAUUUGUUUGACAUUUCCAGUUUAUUUGAUUUUUGUGAUUAAAAAUAUGCGUUUUAAUUUAUUGCAUAAUGUAUGAAAUAAAUUCAUAAAUUCAUUUCUCAA